CUCCUCAUCUUGCGACCCCUCGUUGCGAUGUCCUCACGGCAACAGCAGGGCGGUCCCUCGCGCAUCUCCCGCCCAGCAGCUCGCUAUCGACCAGGCAAAGCGCCGGUAGGCGCAGCCGGGUAUGACGAUUCGGACUCGGAUGAUGACGAGCACGCUCAACGACAGCAGGCGCAGCUUGACGACGACAACAAGCACGAGGAGAUCCGCGACCUUACGUCAGGCACGGCUGCUUUCUUGAACAAUCAGCAGAGGUCCGGACAGAGACGUACGGCCGGCGUAGUGGUCAAUGUUGGAGCCGCGCCGGUGAAGAAGGAGCAGCAGCCAAAGGAGGAGGAGUACGACUCGGAUGAGUACGAGACGGAUACCGACGACGAGCCGCAGACGACGGCGGCAGGCGCUGAAAGGAGGUCCAGACCUGCUGCUGCGGCAAAGGAGAGCUCGUCAGAGUAUGAGACGGACAGCGGUGAGGAGGAUGAGUCAUCGGAAGAAGAAGAAGAGCCAGAGCCAAUCUUCAAGCCCAUGUUCGUCUCCAAGAAGCAGCGAGAGGCGGCUGCAGCCAAUGGCGCCUCAGCUCCAGCCGUCGUAGCAGCUCCUGGUGCCACAGCUGCCGCUGCUCCACCAGCGAGAGACGACAGCGAAGCUGCUGCUGAACGCGUAGCCGCAGCUCGGCGUCUUGAGGCCCAGCAACUCGCUUCGGACCGUAUCAAAGCCGAGCUCCUGGCCAAGCAAGCAGACGAGUCCCGCCCAGACAUAGACGAUACGGAUGACGUCGACCCUGAAGCCGAGUUUGCAGCCUGGCGAAUCCGCGAGCUUACCCGCAUCAAGCGCGAGUGGGAAGCCGACGAGCUCAAAGACCAGGAAGAGGCCGAACGCUCUCGCCGCGCUGCCCUUACACAAGCGCAACGAGAUGCAGAAGAUCUCGCCCGUGCCGAAUCUGGUCGCAAAGAGGUCAAAGAAUCGCGAGGCAAGAUGGGCUUCAUGCAAAAGUACUAUCACAAGGGCGCCUUCUUUCAAGAUUUGGACAUUCUCAAAAAGCGAGACUACAGGACUGAAGCGACGGAGGGACAGACGAAGAAGGAGAAUUUGCCAGCUAUGAUGCAGGUGAGGGACUAUGGAAAGAAGGGAAGGAGCAAGUGGACCCACUUGGGGGCGGAGGAUACGAGUAAGGGUGGCAUCAGCCUACGCGGCAACAACGGGGGUGGGAGCGGGGCAGGAGCAUCAUCUUCGCAGUCGGGCUGCUUCCGGUGCGGAGCGCAGGAUCAUCUCAAGAGAGACUGCCCAAUGCCAGGCGAUGGGGUGCCGGCUGGACCCGGCGGCGCUGCGACUGGCGCCAAUGCUGCGUUCAACGAUCGAGAUCGACCACGAGAUGAAGGGUGGAGAUCGAGACCAGCGGCGUCAGUGCUACGAGAAGAGAGAGGUGAGCGUAGAGAAGGGUGUGGCGGAUAUAGCGAGCGUAGAGAAACGUACAGCCGACCUCGCCACGAGGAGCCUCCACGCCGCGACUACGGCGACCGUCGGUAUGACGAGCAUCGCUACGAUGACCCUCGUGGCGAGCGUCGCCGACCAGACGAUAGGGACGCAGAGAGAGAACGCCAUCGUGAUGGAUAUGAGGCUAAGCGUCGGCGGUCAAGAUCUCCGCCGACCCGUUCUUCCGCUCCUGCUGCCCCGCCGGUAAAGGAUCGAUGGGCGCAGCGCCAGCUCGAAGCGGCAGCGGCGCAGAAGCAGGGCCAAUAAAGGCGAGAAAGAAGGGGUAGUGAUAGUGGAUCAUAUGUAAUACUAGCUCAAUGCCAUGCAAUUUGCUACCGAUAUCCUU
This is a messenger RNA of Jaminaea rosea, 1813 nucleotides long. RefSeq lists its product as hypothetical. The transcript has a single exon. Gene Ontology annotation, biological process: mRNA splicing, via spliceosome. The record is from RefSeq and is a predicted model, not a curated record. Gene Ontology annotation, molecular function: RNA binding; zinc ion binding. Lineage: Eukaryota; Fungi; Basidiomycota; Exobasidiomycetes; Microstromatales. Gene Ontology annotation, cellular component: U2-type spliceosomal complex. Bases 28 to 1734 code for a protein of 568 amino acids.